This is a messenger RNA of Caenorhabditis auriculariae, 4180 nucleotides long. The record is from the annotation of a GenBank genome assembly. Lineage: Eukaryota; Metazoa; Nematoda; Chromadorea; Rhabditida; Rhabditidae.
AUGCACACGACACUCCGAUCGGCGCCGCCACGACGUCUUCAUGGAAGUUCUCCGGAAGACGCCGCCGCCGCUGGCGACGUCCCACAUCUGGUACUGUCCAACUUGACCGAAAUCUACGGAGUUUCGGCUCCAUACGCACCAGAAUGUCUGGUUUUCUGAAAAAAAGGGCGAGUACCAAAUUUGACCUAUAGAGGUCACUAAAAAAACCCCUUUCUGGGCCACUAUUCAAUCCUCUGUUGGAGCCACUAACUAAACCCCUAUAGGGGCCACUUUUGCAAUAUUUAGUGUCUUUCUGAGUCAGUUUUUAACAAAUUUUUCAACCCUAAAGAAAAAAGGCACUGCUUUUACACGGCGUUCCUAAUGGGGGUGAGGGAAGGUGAGCGGGCGUCAAAGUUUCUGAAUUUACAGAAAAAUUUUAGUGCGCGCUACGGAUAAAAUGACGUCACGUGACGUCACAAUCACACUGAAUAUUCAACGUUAAUAACUUGUUUGUUCGAUCGCCUUCGGCUGAAGUACUGUAGAUUUCAAAUUUCGCGCCAAAAUUUUUUUGACGUCUUGCCACCCCGUUUGGGAACGCCGUGUUUAAGCAAAUUCACAGGGCUCUCGGAUCUUACCCCACACCUUCAGAACCACCGCAGUGCCAGCGUCGCCUCCCCCUACUCGAAUCGUCGGCAGCCGGUCACCUCCACAGCGACCGCCGUGCUCUCGACUUCCAUCAACGGACCGAGUCAUCGGAAGUCGACGUCGUGCACUCGCGCCAAGAAGAAGUCGGCGGAAGAGACGACGACGACGACCCGACAGCCGUCGGCCUUUGUCGCCAUCUCCAGACGCGCCAGCUCUCCCAUUGAACGCUUCCGAAGAUUUAUUUCACGGUAGGAGGGGAGCUGGAGUUCAGAAAGUCUCUUAAGAGUUUCUCAGCGAACUGAGAAUUUUUCAAAAUCUUCUCGCAAGUUGACACCGGGCUAAAAAUUCAAUUUUUACACUUUUCGUUAACAAUGCUAAUUUUUUAAAUCUAAAAAUCAUUUUCUUGAGUUUUUUUCCCGUUUCAUUUCGAAGACACCUAUCCAUACACUGAUCUUUAAAUUUGUAAGAUGUCAAAAAAACCCCCUGAAAAGCUUCUCUGAACUUCUUGAACAAAAAAUGAAUUUUUGCAGUCGAAAAAAAUGUAAUAUUUAGGCUUUUGUGUUUGUUUGGGAAACUUGAAGGUUACUUUUCCCACAAAAAGUUCCAUGAUUUUUGAUUUUCAAGUUCAACAUGAUAAUGAUCAAUAUUCACGAUUUCUAGAAGAUCUUCAAUUAAACAGUGGAGACAUAGAAAAUCUCCACUAAAACCAGUAAGUCGGAAUUUUUCAUCAAGUCCUUUUUCAGCUCUCAACACACGUCAAAAAUCGAGAUUCCACCGGUUCCAGUCAAGUACGACGUCGUCGUUCAAACUGAUGUUCAUGAGGUUCUCAAGUUCAUCUUCUUCGUUUCGAUGAAAACUUUUAAGCUCGCCCCAACUGCCUUGUACGAGCUGCAGAAGGAGCUGGAGAAGGUGACGCUGGAACUGGAAAGGGUAAGAGAAAAUAUCAGAAAUUGUGGAUUUUAAUCGAUUUCUGAAGUGGUUCAUUUUAUAUGAGAAUAGCUCACGUCGUCUUGACAAAGAGUGAACUAUCUUAAAUUUGCACAGGAGAUUGAACCGGGGACUUAGUCUUUAUAGUCAAGACUGCUAUCCACUGUACCAAGUUACCUGGCGAGAUCAUAAACCUCUCUGCGAUAAACUUGGUGUAACAGCGAGACAAAAUUAAUUCACAGAAUAAUCGGUUUCUGGCGACUUUAAAGGGCGGGACUUCUCUGCACCCUCCUAGUCUCUCGGUGUCUGUCUCAUGUUCCCGUGCUAUUUGUAUGUUUCUCUGAGCUCACCGGGGAGAAAAUAAAGAGACGCAGACAUUCGAAAUCUUCAAUUUGCGGUGUAUCAGUAUGAGCUCUUUUUUUUAGAAAUAAAGAACCUUCUAGUGUUUAGCUUCUUCUGAUGGAAAACUUGAGGUCAUCCAUUAUUUUACAGACCAAGUCGCAGUUGAGGGAGAGCGAACGACGUCGGCAGGCUGUAGAAGCUCAGCUGGCCGCUGAGGAAGCCGUUCAGAUGAUUGCCGGAGGAGAUCGAACUGAGAAGGCGCAGUCGAGAACCGCCCUCGGAGAUAUCAGCAACACCGUCGCGGCUGGCGAUGCUACUCUUAGGGUCGGCUACAGUAUACAAAAUUUCUUUCCGCGCUACGUUUCGAGACCUGCACGUUCUUGAGAUUUCGCUUUGAGACUUUUGAUCCAAUGGCGUACGGUAUUUUUUUCUGAAAAAUGGUCGUUAUUCGCGUUUUUUUGAACCUUGUGUAAUAUAAAUGCAUAACAAUACAGCACUGUUUAACACCGAAACCUUGUUUUCAACUGUAGAAUAUUCAUUUUCAGCCAGAAUCUCCCGACAUUAUCUGCCUGGACGACGAGCCGGAAAACAAGAGCAACUCGACCCGUCUUCUUGAACAAAAACUCGCCGAGGCUCUACAGAACCUUGAAGUUUUCGAAUUUAUAUUGUUUUAUUAUGCACUGGAGGCUUUAGAAUGAGCGAGCCGAGCACAAGAACAUGUACAGAGACUUCUUGACGGUCGUCCGCGUAGCUGAACGACGACGCGAAGAAGCUCAAACUGCCUUGGAUAGGUGGGGUCUGAUUUCAGAGGAGAAAAACCGGAGAAGUCCUUUUGAAAGAAGACUUUUAACAGUAGAUGUAGUUAUAAGUAUAAGAUUUUGAGGUGGUUGAAAUUUGUAUGAGUGAAAUUGACAAAGAGUUUUUUCUUAAGUUUUGAUUACUUUUUUAAUUAGAGAAAUAUUUUUUGGACUUGACUUGCAACUGAAAAAUGAAUUUUCAGAUGAAACUUUGAUGAAGUGUAUUUCAGGACCUUCUGAUUUCAAAACAAGAAACAUUUUUUUGCAGUAGGUCCUUCAAAGUUUGCGAAACUCGCAAUUAUGAAAAAACGAUGCUAUAGCUGAUUCACGGCUAGCUUGGGACGGAAAAAGGCGUGGCCUGUCUGCGCUCUCCACCAACCAGGCACUGUCUCUUUUCUUAUCGUGUCAGGAACUUUUUUCGAUGGCUCAAGCGAGACGUGAAUCAGCUAUACUUGAAGAUUUUGAAGCGUCUUGUGAAAAAUUAGAUUUUUUUUUCCGGAUUGUGGAGGUCCUAAGAUACCCCUCAAUAAAGUUUCACCAAAAUUUCCCCUAGUUACAGCUCAAUUUUUUCUCCUAUUUUUCAGCCUCCGCCUCUCCGAAGACAACGAUUGGUCGCAGUUGAUGUUGGAGCACCGUCAUGCUCUUCGACGAAAUGUCUUGCUCACCUGGGCUCAGGCUCGGUUAUCCCCAUCCUCCUCGUUCUGUGAAAAUAGUCAAUUUUCAGAAUCGACUCUUACGGCAUCAGAGUGUCCAACUUUAGCUCGGACUGGUCGGACGGCCGUGCCUUUUGCGCCCUUCUGCACAGCUUUUAUCCAGAAUUGGUGAGUUUUUCUUGGGGUCUUGGAAGUUGAGGUCUGAAGAAAGGAGGCUUUGGGUUUUUUUUUUGGGGGGUAGGGACCAGAAUAAGGUAAAUUUAGAGAGAAAGUAAAAAAAUCAAAGAAAGAUCUCUUUUAGGUUUGCAGGUUUUUUUCUAUCAUUUUUUUUCGAAGUAUUUUUUUACAACUUCCUCAAGCUUUAUUUUUUUAAGUUUGGGAAAGUGUGCUCUACCGGAACGAGUCAAAAAAUGGCUCGCGACAAAUUUUAGGGCCAUUUUAUUGAACUGAAGCCGCUAGUAAGGCUUUUUUUGAGAGAGGUCUUCCAAGUCUUGAAAAAAAUCAGUUUUUUUAGCCGUGAAUCAAGUAUUAUUUAUAACAUCAACAAUUUUUUUCCGUAUGUGUAGAUUCCACGUGUUAAAAAUAGCCUCAGUUUCUUGACUCGGAUUGAAAAUCUUCCAAAAAAGAACAAACAUCCUUCGAAGGCUUCUCUCGACGUCCCUGUUUCAGAUCGGCGACAACCCGACGGCCGGCGACUGUGCCAGCCGAGCCCGUGACGUCAUCGGCUCGAUGAGCAUCGAGACGUCGUCGCUGGAGCUCGGCGAGCCCCAUCCAAACUGGCGCCCUGUCAUGUCCGCCGUCUUCGAGGUCUACAAACGCGCCGUCCUUGCCAAAUGA